ACCUGUUGUGCUGCCACAAAUUAAACCCAUUUGGUCGGUGACUAACAUUUCCGCAAUCUCCUCAAGUCAGGGGAGAACAUGUCCCUCCAAAAUUAUGUAAGUUUCUCGUCACGGUGGGACUUUUACAUCUGUAUGCAAUGUUACGACUCGUUGCACCGCGCGACACACAGUUUCCUACCUCCGCAAGUCACUUGUAGACCUGUUCCCAAAACGCGUCCUGACGUCAUUGGAAAUAUGAAACAGCCGUCGUGCAGCUAAACACCGGGUGGGAAAGGGCAUCAAGUUCGCGGGAGCGUUCGAUCACAAAGCGCAAGUCCUGUUGCCCAAGUACACAUAUGUAAUUGCCUGCGUCGUGCACGUGCGCGGUUGUCUGGCCUCUACAGUGCGAUAUCAACGGCGAGCAUCGUCAGUAACACGCCGUGGAUUCACUCGGUCGUUCGCAGCAUCUCCGGAUCGCAUCCCGCACGAUCGGUUGGCCUCUCCUCCAUACACUCCAGCCAGGCCUCCCACCUUCAAUAAACUGGCAAACUGUCUUCUUCGGUGCAAGGCAUCCAGACUCCGCAGGAUCUGAGAGGAGACUGAACGGUUCAUCAUGGAUGCCGGUGUGGGACUCUUCGAGACUCUGUUUUUCGCCUCCCUGGCGGUGAACGUCUGCAGCUGGCUUCACUUUGGGCUCUUCGCCGUGAUGGACAAAAUCGUGGCUCCUGAGACUCAAAACAGAGUCACCAAGCUACGACUGGCCCAUAAACACAAUGCAGCUUUCAUGAGAAACUUUUACUUGGAUGCAGUGCUCUUCACCACUCUUCCCAUCGCGACCAUAGUACUAACUUUCACCUCGAGGACCCUAGAGUCACCCUUCGCGGCCCCCUGUGCUAGCGAGCUCCGAAUCCUCUUCAGUGUCGUGUGCGGCGUCUUCAUCUUCUUGCUGUUCCGCAUCUGCCUGGUGGCCAAGAACGACUACGUCAAGUACAUGAACAUCAUCAUCUAUGUGGUGUCCGUGGCCACCGCAGCCGCUGUCUUCCUGACGGGGGAGGACGCCACCAUCGGCUUGGUCCUGGCCGUCUCCACGGGCGACAUAUUCCUCCUCAACUUGGGCAAGCUGAUGGAGGUCAUGCGGGUGCAGGAGGAGCGCUGCCGGCGGAUCGUCCUGUUCCUGUCCGCCUACACCUGCAUCAUCUUCAGGGCCUUCCUGCCGUUGGCCUGCAUCUCCAUCUCGCUCAUCAACGGCAAGCCCUUCCAGAUGAGCUACCCGUCCAUUUUUUUCUUCUUCGUGGGCAUCCUGUUCUUCGGCGCAAUCAACACCUGGCAGGUCAACGUGUCGCUGUCCCGGCUGUGCCGGCGCCGGAGGGAGACUGUGGUCGAGGUGCCGUAUCGCCAGUUCGGCCUCGACGGCGAGCCCAAGCCCGAGGACAUUGCUGUGGCGAGCUCGUCGAUCGAGGUGCCACCCUCGUACACCGAAGUGUGCGGAGACAGUUCAUACUUGCCUGCAUUCCUCCCAAUGUCCAGCAGCUCCUCCCAACUGCCCAACGGCGCAGCGCCCUCUGUCGGUACAGGAAAUGAGUUCCUCUCCCUCGACGCCAGCGCCUUAUCCGACAUGGCAAACAGACAAAACUCGAACUCAGUGGAACCCUCUUCAGAAAUGUCUUCCGAUACAGCAGCACUUGUGUGAAAAGAGCUUCAGCGUGGCUGUAACCGAAUAACGUUGAAAUACCACAUCAGCAAAUACUCAUGACAUCUUCCUGUGAUGCUGUUAUAACUAAAUUAUUUUGUAGCAGUGACCUUUUCUUAUAUUAAACCUCAUUCCCUAAUUACGAUGUCAGGUCUUUAUUUAAUGCUGUCAGCAACUAAGGCAAGCAUUCCUAUUCGAUGGCACCGUGGUCUUCACGGAAGUAUCCUGUGCGAGAAGCAGCAAUGAAACAGCAAUAUGUGUUGAAACUGUUUCGGUUUUAACUUAUUUCAGUAAUAUUGAAUAAGAUAAGGUUAAAGAGUUUCACCUGUUAAAUUGUCUGAGUUUUGAUGACAGGCCUUUUGCUUUCAUCUAAUGAAUAUCAGCUCAACUCUUGUACAUAGUAAGCCUGCAUAAUGUUACUUCCAAUGAUCGGGUUGGUUCUCACAAACUAAUUAUCAAAACAUUUUGUUGGCUGUGUUUGAGUCUAAGCUAACUCUGGUAGCCCUACUUGGGGAAUAUCGGACAGUGAAUACCUUGCAGAAACCUACCUCCAAAUUAAAAAAAAAAACAGUGAAGGAAAACCAGCAUUGAUCAGUUCAGAAAUUUGCUGAAGAUCCCCGACAACGUUUAUAUAAAUCAGUGUGUGUACUGUGUUCAGCAGAUCGCAGGGAGCCAGCGAGAUGUGCAUCACCUCCUUAGUUUGGUAUUUUAAUAUGCCUGCAAAUACGGGCGAUUCACAAUAUUGCGCCUCCAAGAGUUUGCAACGCGUCGGCCAAUCACAUUGCGCGAAAU
Acanthaster planci (crown-of-thorns starfish) is the source of this 2461-nucleotide messenger RNA. RefSeq lists its product as uncharacterized. Lineage: Eukaryota; Metazoa; Echinodermata; Asteroidea; Valvatida; Acanthasteridae. The record is from RefSeq and is a predicted model, not a curated record.